GGCCUUUGUCCCGAUGAGCUUUGAUGUCUGUCUUUGAUCUCUGCAUUUCACGGGUUUUGUUUCUGUGGCAAAAGUUGCUCAAUCAGACUUCCCGAACUCGAGCUCAACGUGUCCAGGUAGAUUCAGUGACCCCAAAUAUUGAUUGAAGAAAUUCACUUAAAGGGAAGUUCAAAUUUCACGUUGACGGAAUUGGCUUAGGGAUAAAAUGGGUUGCAGACCCUCGAAGGAAGCGAAAAACAAUCUUAGACCUAGCCAAGAAGAAUUUUCUCGCCUUGCUUCAGAAACACCAUUUACUAUAAGUGACGUGGAAUCCUUGUAUGAGUUAUACAGAAAAUUAAGCGCUUCUGUUGUCAAAGACGGUUAUAUUCGGAAGGAAGAUCUUCACUUCGCCCUUUUCAGAAGCAGCGACAAGCGAAAUCUUUUUGUGGACAGAAUGUUUGAUCUUUUUGAUGUUGAUCGCAAUGGUCAAAUUGAAUUUUCAGAAUUUGUUCGAUCCUUGAGUGUCUUUCACCCAAAAACUCCGGCAGCAGUCAAGAUAAAUUAUGCAUUUAAAUUAUAUGAUCUGAGGCGCACUGGCUACAUUGAGCGUGAAGAGUUGAAGGAGAUGGUGCUGGCAAUCUUGACUGAGUCUGAUCUGAAACUCUCUAAUGAUGCGGUUGAAACAAUCGUGGACAAGACAUUUGAAGCAGCAGACACAAAAGGCGAUGGGAAAAUUGAUCCAGAAGAAUGGAAACAAUAUGUGGAAGACAACCCAUCAUUACUGAAGAACAUGACUCUACCUUAUCUGAUGGACGUGACUGUUGCAUUUCCCAGUUUUUUGAUGAACUCAGAAACUGAAGAAUCACAGUUGUAGCUCCGACAUGUAAUGCUUACCAGAAUUGGCAUUCCUUGUGGCUUCAGUUGCUGAGAUAUGAAAAGGUGGCAAAAACGCAGCAACUUUCUCAGAGGCAAGAAAAGUAGACAGCUCGCAAAUAUUUGACUCUUUUUAAUCUCUGUGUUAGUGUAUUUGAAUGUAAUUUGCUGGUCAAAAAAGUGUAUUUGAAUGUAAUAUUUCUGAAAGAUGAUAUGAAGCAUGAGAGCUAAAAAGGAUUGACAAAUUCAAGUGAAAAGUUGGCCCAAUCCUUAGAUGGACUCUGUAUUGUCCUUAUGUUUCACAGAAUAUACAAUAAUAAAUAAAUAAUAAUCAAAAGUCAGCAUUAGGGCUGAUCAAUUGGAGGAA
Messenger RNA from Neltuma alba, 1219 nucleotides. RefSeq names its product calcineurin B-like protein 7. Lineage: Eukaryota; Viridiplantae; Streptophyta; Magnoliopsida; Fabales; Fabaceae. The record is from RefSeq and is a predicted model, not a curated record. Gene Ontology annotation, molecular function: kinase binding; calcium ion binding. Bases 206 to 853 code for a protein of 215 amino acids. Gene Ontology annotation, biological process: calcium-mediated signaling. The transcript is spliced from 9 exons.